Molecule: messenger RNA, 707 nt
Organism: Erythranthe guttata (spotted monkey flower)
Lineage: Eukaryota; Viridiplantae; Streptophyta; Magnoliopsida; Lamiales; Phrymaceae
Product: transcription factor MYB115
Biological process (GO): regulation of DNA-templated transcription
Cellular component (GO): nucleus
Molecular function (GO): DNA-binding transcription factor activity, RNA polymerase II-specific; RNA polymerase II cis-regulatory region sequence-specific DNA binding
Source: RefSeq, a predicted model, not a curated record
AUGUGCAGACUAUUGAUCCAUUUGGUGGAGAAACAUGGCGUGAGAAAAUGGUCGAGUAUCGCGCAAAUGCUCAAAGGGAGAAUCGGCAAGCAAUGCAGAGAGAGAUGGCAUAAUCAUCUCAGGCCUGAUAUCAAAAAGGAUAUAUGGACCGAAGAGGAAGACAGAGUUCUAAUCGAGACGCAUGCAAAAGUUGGUAACAAAUGGGCAGAAAUCGCGAAAAGUUUACCCGGAAGGACGGAGAAUUCGAUCAAGAAUCACUGGAACGCCACUAAGCGGAGGCAAUUCUCGAGGCGAAAAUGCCGAACCAAAUGGCCUAAGCCUAGUACUCUCCUUCAGAACUAUAUCAAGAAUCUCCACGUAGGCAAAGAGGGCAGUUCUACUGAAAGAACAAUAAAUAUAGAUGAUCAUUCUAGAACCUUCCACAACACUUCUUCAGUUAGUAGUCCACCGCGGAUUAAUCCCGAAAUCGAGUUCUGCAAAGGAUACGAAUUUGAUGAUGUCACAGAUUUUACGUUCGACUCGUUCAUGGAUGAUUUUGAUGCUGAUGAGUUGGAAUUUGAUAUGCCUCCAAUGUGUGAAGUGAAGAAAGAGGUUGAUUUUUUCGACGGGAUUGCAUAAUUAAGUAAGUUAAUUAUAUCGAAAGACGAAGAAUUACUUCGUUGGGAGGAAAAUAAUAGUUCGUUUCUAAUAGCCGGUUUUUUUCGGAA